Molecule: messenger RNA, 1532 nt
Organism: Tribolium castaneum (red flour beetle)
Lineage: Eukaryota; Metazoa; Arthropoda; Insecta; Coleoptera; Tenebrionidae
Gene: CYP4Q4
Product: cytochrome P450 monooxygenase CYP4Q4
Molecular function (GO): monooxygenase activity; heme binding; iron ion binding
Source: RefSeq, marked provisional
AUGUUCCUCGCACCGAUUAUUUUGUGUUUGGUUCUGCUGGCACUGCUUGUCAGUUCUUUGAGAAAAAGAGGACGAUUUUGGGAAUGUCUGGCGCCGAUUCCCCAACCACCGGCAUAUCCCAUCAUUGGGAAUUUGUUCGAUAUCAUGCGAACCCCAGAACAACUGUUUCUGGCUGAACGCGAACGUGGUCUCAAGUAUUACCCCAUUUAUAAGCUCGACGUCUGUGGUAACGGGGGCGUUAAUCUUCUCAAUCCCGAAGACGUUGAAUUGGUUUUAACUGAUACAAAGCAAAAUACCAAAAGUUUUAUUUAUCACUUCUUGCACUCCUGGUUGGGCACCGGGCUUUUGACCAGUGCCGGUCCUAAAUGGCAAAAUCGGAGAAAAAUCCUUACACCGGCUUUCCAUUUUAACAUUUUGCAAGAGUUUAUCCAAAUCUUCAAUGAAGAGACCAAAAGAUUGGUUGAAGACUUGGAAGCAGAAUGCCACAAGCCAUACAUUGAUGUAGUGGUUCCAAUCACCCAAUUUACUCUAUUAUCAAUUGGAGAAACUGCGAUGGGAAUCAAAUUGAACGCCUCCGACAACGAUAAAGACGGCUACAAAAGAGCCGUUUACAAAAUUGGCCAACUCCUCACCUACCGUGCCCCUCGGCCCUGGAUUUACAAUGAAACCAUCUACUCCCUCACCCCACAAGGUCGCAAAGAGCAAAAAGUCCUAAAAUCCCUUCACUCUUUCUCCAAUAACGUGAUCGCCGAACGCAAAAAACAUUUCUCCUCCUCCUCUUACUCCUCCCGAAAACGUCUCGCAAUGCUGGACCUUCUCCUCAAAUACAAAUCUGAAGGGGCAAACAUCGACGACGAGGGAAUUCGGGAAGAAGUUGAUACUUUCAUGUUUGAAGGUCACGACACGACUUCUGUGUCUAUCUGUUACACUUUGAUGCUUUUGGCGAAUCAUCGUGAAGUCCAGGAGGAGAUCCUAAAGGAAAUGGAGGCGGUCCUUGAUGAGGAACCUCCAACUUAUGCCAAACUCCAGGAACUGAAGUUCAUGGACAGAGUGAUUAAAGAGAGUUUGAGGUUGUACCCCAGCGUGCCUUUUAUUUCUCGAGUCUCAGGGAGUGAGAUCCAGACGAAGACGGGGUACACGAUCCCGAAGGACUGUAUGGUCAAUUUACAGAUUUAUGACAUGCAUCAUAAUCCCAAUGUGUUUCCUGAUCCUGAGAAGUUUGAUCCUGAUCGGUUCCUUCCGGAGAACAUUCAGAAGAGGCAUCCUUUCGCCUAUAUUCCGUUCAGCGCAGGAUCCAGGAAUUGUAUCGGACAAAAGUUUGCAAUGUUAGAGAUAAAAACUGUCCUUUGUGGGAUUUUGAAGAAGUUUAUCCUCGAAGCUGUCGAUACUCGCAAAGAUAUGGCGUUCGUUUCAGAUUUAGUGCUGCGUCCUAAAGGCAGCAUCAAGGUCAAGUUUGUCCCCAGAUGUGCAAAUUAAGCCAUGACAGUCAUUUUUUUAUCAAUGAGUAAUUUAUUUGUGUUGUGAUCUCUUCU